AUGGACAAUUGCUAUUAGACAGUGUUCCUUGAAGGUCUUUGCCAAAGAGAAAAUUGGGGGUUCACAUCUCUACCAAAACUUGACUAAUUGUCUCAAAUCAACAUUCAAGUAACCUUGUCUUUAAGUAGAGGAAUUAUUGCAAUAUACCAAAUGGGAUGA
Molecule: messenger RNA, 159 nt
Organism: Paramecium tetraurelia
Lineage: Eukaryota; Ciliophora; Oligohymenophorea; Peniculida; Parameciidae
Exons: 2
Source: RefSeq, a predicted model, not a curated record